AUGUCGUCCACAACCCUCGCGCCCUACAAAGCCGACUUCCUCAAAGCAGCGACCGAGGGCGGGGUCCUCAAAUUCGGCAGCUUCGAACUGAAAUCCAAGCGCAUCUCGCCGUACUUCUUCAACGCGGGGGAUUUCUACAGCGCCAAGCUGAUCCGCGCAGUGUCAACGGCCUAUGCAAAGACGCUCAUCGAGAACCCUUCUAUCGAAUUCGAUAUCGUGUACGGACCGGCGUAUAAAGGCAUCCCGUUGGCGACGCACACAGCGGAGAAACUGGGGGAUCUGCAGCCGGAGAAAUACGAUAAUGUGCUGUAUGCGUUUGAUCGCAAGGAGGCCAAGGACCACGGCGAAGGGGGGAAUAUAGUGGGUGCGCCGUUGAAAGGGAAGCGGGUUUUGAUUGUGGAUGAUGUGGUCACGGCGGGCACGGCCAAGCGGGAAGCGAUUGUCAAGAUUCGCAAGGAGGGGGGGAUUGUGGUUGGGAUACUGGUCGCGUUGGAUCGCAUGGAGAAGCUGCCGAGUCCGGAUGGGGAUGACAGCAAGCCGAUGCCGAGCGCGAUUGGGGAGAUGAGAAAGGAGUUUGGGUUCCCGAUAUUGAGUAUCUUGACGCUGGAUGAUGUUAUUGGGGGACUGAAGGGCAUUGGGAGCGAAGAGGAUGCGAAACGGAUGGAGGAGUAUAGGGCCAAGUACAAGGCUAGUGAUUAG
This is a messenger RNA of Lachnellula hyalina, 699 nucleotides long. It is a transcript of the gene ura-5, whose product is annotated as Orotate phosphoribosyltransferase. Gene Ontology annotation, biological process: pyrimidine ribonucleoside biosynthetic process; pyrimidine nucleotide biosynthetic process; 'de novo' pyrimidine nucleobase biosynthetic process. The transcript is spliced from 2 exons. The record is from RefSeq and is a predicted model, not a curated record. Gene Ontology annotation, cellular component: cytoplasm. Lineage: Eukaryota; Fungi; Ascomycota; Leotiomycetes; Helotiales; Lachnaceae. Bases 1 to 699 code for a protein of 232 amino acids. Gene Ontology annotation, molecular function: orotate phosphoribosyltransferase activity.